Molecule: messenger RNA, 954 nt
Organism: Durusdinium trenchii
Lineage: Eukaryota; Dinophyceae; Suessiales; Symbiodiniaceae
Source: the annotation of a GenBank genome assembly
AUGCCAACCAAGAUUGGUAUCAACGGAUUUGGCCGUAUUGGCCGCAUGGUCUUCCAGGCCAUUUGUGAUCAGAACCUCCUUGGCACAGAGCUGGAUGUGGUCGGCGUCGUGGAUAUGUCGACCGAUGCGGAAUACUUUGCGUACCAGAUGAAGUAUGACACUGUGCAUGGGAAGUUCAAGCACGACGUGAAGAUUGGCGAGAAGGAUGAGCUGAUCGUGAACGGCCACAAGAUCAAGUGCAUUCAAGCCAGCCGCGAGGGCCCAAAAGCUUUGCCAUGGAAGGACAUGGGCGUGGAGUAUGUGAUCGAAAGCACAGGUCUCUUCGUCGAGGCGGACAAGGCCAAGGGGCACAUCGAAGCGGGCGCCAAGAAGGUCAUCAUCUCUGCCCCAGGCAAGGGCGAGUUGAAGACCUUGGUGUGCGGCGUGAACCACACCGAGUACAACAAGGCCAGCCACGACGUGGUGUCCAACGCCUCCUGCACCACCAAUUGCCUCGCUCCUGUGGUCCACGUGCUUUUGAAGGAGGGCAUUGGCAUCGAGAAGGGCUUGAUGACCACCAUCCAUUCCUACACUGCCACCCAGAAGACGGUGGAUGGCGUCUCUGCCAAGGACUGGCGCGGUGGCCGUGCGGCCUCCUGCAACAUUAUCCCAUCGGCCACGGGAGCCGCAAAGGCCGUGGGCGAGGUGUUGCCCAGCACCAAGGGCAAGUUGACAGGUAUGGCCUUCCGCGUCCCCACCCCGGAUGUCUCUGUGGUGGACUUGACCUUCACCGCCGAGAAGGACACCUCCAUUGAGGAGAUCGAUGCGCUCAUGAAGAAGGCCAGUGAGACGUACAUGAAGGGUGUCCUCUCCUACACGGACGAGGAGUUGGUAUCCUCGGACUUCAUCCACAACGUGAACAGCUCCAUUUACGAUUCCAAGGCCAGGACCAAAGCCGUAAGAGUCCAAGUGUAG